This is a messenger RNA of Salvia hispanica, 348 nucleotides long. RefSeq lists its product as uncharacterized. NCBI's taxonomy places the organism in Eukaryota, Viridiplantae, Streptophyta, Magnoliopsida, Lamiales, Lamiaceae. The record is from RefSeq and is a predicted model, not a curated record.
AUGGCCACUGGAGCUGCCGGCGACGGCUUAUUCCGGAGCCUGCUCGAAGGCUGCAUUACCGCCGCGGACACCGGGAUCCAGCGCCGCCCCUACCACCGCAACUGUGGCUGCGCUCUCCACAACUCCGCCGGCCACUGCCCCCACCGCUCCAGAUACGAUAAGAUCUCCUACCCGAUCCGCCGCUCCUGGAGCGAAGGAUCGCUCUCGCUGAUCGGCCAGUCCUCGCUGUCUCCUUCCUCCUCCCCCGCAUCGGCAUCGGAGUCGGCGGAGAUUCCGAGGACAGCGUCGCAGUUGGCGCUGUGCAGAGCGGCAGAGGAUGAUGAGGUGAGUGAUUCGCCCAAAGCGUGA